CUUGAGUGCAUUCACCAAUUGUUUGAAAUAUAGGGUAUUUGAAAGUUUUGCUUAGAGGUAUUUUGAGUGUUCUCUUAUCUUUUUCGUUAAACUGGUAAAUAAAAUCAGCAUGUUAGUUUCUCCUAAAUCACCCCCCACAAAAUUUCGUUAUUUAGUUUGUCACACGGUCUUCUGGUUCUGUAAAGUUUUUCUCUGGAUAUCCUCAUUAUAAUUAUAGAAAGUCAUAGAGGCUAGCAAUUUAAAGAUGGAAAAUGGGAAGGAAGAAAUAAAUGGAUGGAUUUAACUGCUCGGAUCAACCACAGCCAUGAGGCCAUCAGACCUCAGCUAGGGUUGUUUUUGUGUGUGGGAACAGAUGAGAAAAAUGUUUGCUUGCUUAGUUUAAUAUCUGCAAAAGCAGUGCAGUUGGUUGAGCAACACAUCCCAUGCUUUUAUGCUACACGGAGUGCUCAAAGUUCACAGGAUGUGCAGUCCAUUAGACCAAAAGUACCAGCUGAUACAAAAGCACUUUUGCCACAGAACAGGGAUGCAAAACUACAUUCUACAGUAACUAGGACAGGCGAGCAAAUCUUCAAAGUCAAGAUAAAGAAUGAACCAGUCCAAUCAAUACAACCAGUCCAUGAAUUUUAUGAUGGCGAAGAAAUAGUCAGGGUGAUCAAGCAAGAGGAGUCAGAUUCAGAAUCUCUUCCCAGCUACAAAAGUAAUGACAUAGGAAUUGGUAUAAAGGAAGAAGCUGAUGGUUUUAAUCCUUUGGGUGAUGAGACAGACAUGAAGGCCACAAGUUACUUUCCUAAAAUAUGUUCCACCUCAUCUAGACACCUGCAAGAAACAGAUCCAGAACUGGCAAGACCAACAUGUAACAGGAUUACAAAGUUGAAAGAAGAAUACAUUCUCCCUGCUUGCGAUGCUGGACAGAUUUAGGGAGACUGAUCAAGGGAAACAUGCCGAGAAUGCUGAAGUAGCUGAAAACACAGACUAACAGACCAGCAGAGCAGUUGAAAUAUCUGCAAGGAUGCUAUCACAAUCAUGUUAUGAAUAAAUAAAACACUGCCAGGAA
Messenger RNA from Pomacea canaliculata, 1054 nucleotides. RefSeq lists its product as uncharacterized. Bases 274 to 918 code for a protein of 214 amino acids. The record is from RefSeq and is a predicted model, not a curated record. NCBI's taxonomy places the organism in Eukaryota, Metazoa, Mollusca, Gastropoda, Architaenioglossa, Ampullariidae. The transcript has 6 exons.